This is a messenger RNA of Macadamia integrifolia, 1143 nucleotides long. Its product is annotated as peroxidase 29-like. Gene Ontology annotation, biological process: hydrogen peroxide catabolic process; response to oxidative stress. Gene Ontology annotation, molecular function: peroxidase activity; heme binding. The transcript is spliced from 3 exons. The record is from RefSeq and is a predicted model, not a curated record. NCBI's taxonomy places the organism in Eukaryota, Viridiplantae, Streptophyta, Magnoliopsida, Proteales, Proteaceae. Bases 58 to 1026 code for a protein of 322 amino acids.
AGAGAGGUUGUGUGCUCGUGUUUGUGUCUCCCUCCUUGGAAAUAGUGAAGACAGAAAAUGUGGUUUCUCAUCAAGCAUCUUACUUUAGUAGCAGUAAUAAUGGGAAUUGCAGAAGCGGAUGGACUCAGAUAUGACUACUACCAGGAUUCAUGUCCAGACGUUGAGAAGAUUGUGAAGAAAGCAUUUCUACCCAUUCUCCUGUCCGAUCCUACAGCUCCGGCAGCCUUCCUCCGCCUAAUGUUCCAUGACUGCCAAGUUCAGGGAUGUGAUGCAUCGAUACUCCUGGAUUCUGAUGACCAAAACAUGAAUUCUGAGAUGCGUUCUAUCAGAAAUUUUGGAAUUAGGAAGAGGGACUCCAUUGGUCACAUAAAGUCUAUAUUGGAAGUUGUGUGUCCCGGUCAGGUUUCUUGUGCAGAUGUUAUUGCUCUAGCUGCCAAGGAAUCUGUUUCCUUCUCAGGAGGUCCCUCCAUUCAGAUUCCUCUUGGGAGAAGGGAUUCCACUUCUUCUAGUCAGCAAAUGGCAGAUGCUCAUAUUCCAUCACAGAGCAUUAAUGUGGAUGGAUUGCUCAACAUCUUCAUGGCUAAAGGAAUGAACCUCCAGGAGUCAGUUGCAAUCUUAGGAGCACACACACUAGGUGUUGGGCAUUGCAUCAACAUUGUGGAUAGACUAUAUAACCAGAAGCAACCACCAGAGGAAGAAACAAUCAAUCUUGGUUUCCAACUUCUAUUAAGGGUCAAAUGCCCUACAAAAGUCCCUUUAACAAACCUUACAUUUGUGAGCAACGAUAUCACCUCUUUGAUAUUUGACAAUCAGUAUUAUAGAGAUGUCAUGAAUGGAAGAGGCUUGUUUCAUAUAGAUUCCAUCAUCUCAAUGGACCAUAGAACUGCAUCCAUUGUGGAAGAGUUUGCGGCAGAUCAGGAAUACUUUUUCGAGGUCUUCUCUUCUGCAUUUGUAAAGCUUUCAUCAUCCAAUGUUCUUACAGGAGGAAAGGGUCAGAUUAGAAGGCAAUGCGACCAAGUAAACUAGAGAGCUUCUGUGUUGGUUAACAAAGUUUGUUCUCUCAUCUUUCCCUGUUGUGUAGUAUUUAUUUAAGUUAAUUAAUUACCUAGAUAGUGUAUUGAGCUAGAGAACCUGUUUGAAGAA